Molecule: messenger RNA, 4183 nt
Organism: Lemur catta (Ring-tailed lemur)
Lineage: Eukaryota; Metazoa; Chordata; Mammalia; Primates; Lemuridae
Gene: TLR5
Product: toll like receptor 5
Exons: 2
Coding region: 613-3186 (857 amino acids)
Biological process (GO): immune response; toll-like receptor signaling pathway; inflammatory response
Cellular component (GO): membrane
Molecular function (GO): protein binding; transmembrane signaling receptor activity
Source: RefSeq, a predicted model, not a curated record
UGGCCGAACGGCUUAGCCAUCCACCUUCUGAGCGAGAGGCUGAGCCAGAGUAGCCCAAGAUCCGGUCAGCCAUGAUGUUCUGCACACCUUGAUUUACAAAAUGGUCUUGAUCUUUUUAAAAAUUCCGUUUAACAGAGAGACGCAGAAAGUUUCCGAUUCUUCUACAAAGAAAAAUGCUGAAUGGGGACCCGCCCAUGGACGCUGAAGGGGACAGGGACUGAGAGGCUAAGCCUGCGUCCCACGCCCACACUCGGAACCGGUCCAGGAUUUUUGUUGCUAUGUGAACUUUGGAGAGACUCUCCCGGGCACCCACUUGGAAAUGAAUUAGGCAUUUUUCUUGGAUGGUCUCCCGUGCUGGGCGGCCCGGUGGGCCCCGGGUUUGGGCCCAGCAGGAGAAGCAUCCUAGCCGCAGCUCCACGCCCAGCUGGGAAUCCUCUGCCCUGACGAGCAGCCUCGUUAUUUGCCGGGGAAUCGAGUAUUAGCUCAGCACGGGAGCAGCCCUCGCUCAGCGGAGACACUCGCAGGCCCACGGUGGUGCCCCCUGGAGAAGAGCCACCCCCCAAACCCCGGCUUGCGUGUUUGCUGUGCGGAGAAUCCCCCGGGCUCAGGACCAUGGGAGACCACCUGGACCUUCUCUUAGGCGUGGUGCUCAUGGCCAGCCCUGUGUGGGGAGUCUCUCCCUGCUCCUGCGACGGCCGGAUGGCUGUGUAUCUUUCCUGCAACCUCACCCAGGUGCCCCCGGUCCCCAACACCACCGAGAGGCUCCUGCUGAGCUUCAACUACAUCAGGACUGUCACCGCCUCGUCCUUCCCCUUCCUGGAGCAGCUGAAGCUGUUAGAACUGGGGGCCCAGCACACGCCCCUCGCCGUCGGCAAAGAGGCCUUCAGGAACCUGCCCGAUCUCCGGAUCCUGGACCUGGGCGGAAGUCAGAUCGACUUCUUGCACCCAGACGCGUUCCAGGGGCUGCCCCACCUGUCCGAGCUGAGACUGUUCUCCUGUGGCCUGUCCGAUGUCGUACUGAAAGACGGCUAUUUCAGAAAUUUAAAGUCCUUAACUCGCUUGGACUUAUCCAUAAAUCAGAUUCGUAGCCUUUGCUUCCAUCCUUCAUUUCAGGAACUGAAUUCCCUAAAGUCCAUAGACUUUUUCCUCAACCAGAUACACACUCUGUGUGGGAGCGAGCUGCAGCCCCUGCGAGGGAAAACGCUCGCCCUCGGACUCGCGGCCAACGGUCUAUACGGCACCGCCGCAGCCGACUGGGGCAGAUGCACCAACCCGUUCCGAGACGUGGUGCUGGACAGCCUGGACGUUUCGGAGAACGGCUGGACGGUGGACACCACGGGAAACUUCAGCAAAGCCAUCAGUGGAAGCCGGAUUUCCUCUCUGAGUCUCUCCCACCACGUCAUGGGUUCCGGGUUUGGCUUCCACAACAUCAGAGAUCCCGACCAGAGCACGUUUGCUGGCCUGGCCAGAAGCUCGCUGACCCGCCUGGAUCUUUCCCACGGGUUUAUCUUCUCCCUGAACCCCCGCCUCUUCGAGACACUCAAGGACCUGAAGCUUCUGAACCUUGCCCACAACAGGAUAAACAAGAUCGCAGACGAAGCGUUUUACGGACUCGACAACCUCCAGGUUCUCAAUCUGUCCUAUAACCUUCUGGGAGAACUUUACAAUUCAAACUUCUAUGGACUAACUAACGUGGCCUAUGUUGAUCUGCAAAAGAAUCACAUUGGGAUAAUUCAAGAGCAAACGUUCACACUCCUGAAAAAACUAAAUACCUUGGAUCUCCGAGACAAUGCUCUUCAAACCCUUUCUCUCGUUCCAGGAGUAUCCACCAUCUUCUUGGGAGGGAAUAAACUGAUGACUUUGCCCAGGACGAGCCUUGAAGCCAGCUUCAUCCAGUUAUCCGCGAACAGGCUAGACAAUAUGGAUGAACUCUACUUUCUUCUUCAGAUACCUCACCUCCAGAUUCUCAUCUUAAAUCAAAAUCGCUUAUCCUCUUGCACGCGAAGUCCUACCCCUUCAAAGAAUCUCAGCCUAGAAAAACUUUUGCUUGGAGAAAAUAUGUUGCAACUUGCCUGGGAAGCUGGGCUUUGUUGGGAUGUUUUUAAAGGUCUUUUCCACCUCCGAAUUCUACAUUUGAAUAAUAACUACCUUACUUUCCUUCCACCAGGAGUGUUUAGUGAUUUGACUGCAUUAAGGGGACUCAACCUCAACUCCAACAGGCUGACAGUUCUGUAUUCUGACGAUUUGCCUGCUAAUUUAGAAAUCUUGGAUGUGUCCAGAAACCAACUCCUCGUUCCCGAUCCUGAUUUAUUUGUAUCCCUCAGUGCCUUGGACAUAACUCAUAACAAGUUUAUUUGCCAGUGUGAACUUAGCCCUUUGAUUCAGUGGCUCAAUGAGACCAAUGUCACUAUAUUUGGGUCUCCUGAGGACAUGUCCUGCUCGUACCCUGACUCCCUCUCUGGGGUCUCCCUGUACUCUGUCUCCACAGAAGGCUGUGACGAAGAGGAAGUUUUAAAGUCCCUGCAGCUUUCCCUUUUCAUCUUCUUCACCGUCACUUUGACUCUCUUCCUCGUGGCUGUCCUCGUGGUCACCAAGUUCCGGGGCUUUUGUUUCACCUGUUACAAGACAGCCCAGAGACUGGUGUUCGGGGACCAUCGCCGGGAAGCACAGCCCGAUCCGUACAAAUACGAUGCCUAUCUGUGCUUCAGCAGCAAAGACUUGGAGUGGGUGCAGAGCGCUUUGCUCAAACACCUGGACAUUCAGUACAGUGACCAGAAUAGAUUCAACCUCUGCUUCGAAGACAGGGACUUUGUCCCGGGGGAAAACCACCUCGCCAACAUCCAGGAUGCCGUCUGGAGCAGCAGGAAGGUCGUCUGUCUUGUGAGCAGACACUUCCUUAGGGACGGCUGGUGCCUCGAAGCCUUCAGCUACGCCCAGGGCAGGAGCCUGAGUCACCUCAGCGCUGCCCUAAUCGUCGUGGUGGUCGGGUCCCUGUCUCAGUACCAGCUGAUGAGACACCAGUGCGUCCGAGGGUUUGUGCAGAAACGGCAGUACCUGAGGUGGCCCGAGGACCCCCAGGAUGUUGGCUGGUUUCUUAACAAACUCUCUCAACAGAUACUCAAGAGAGAAAGAGACAAGAAGAAAGACGAUGGCGUUCAGUUGCAAACCGUAGGAACCGUCUCCUAAGCAAGAGAGCAGUUUCCAACUUCUCUCAAGCCACAAAUAACCCUUCACUUUGUAUUUCCCACCAAGUCACCAUUUUGGGGUCCUUUUGGGAGGUUUUUCUUUUUUGGCUUCUGUGAAAACAACAUAAAUCUCUUGAUUUUCAUAUCAACACAAUGGUUUGCCUCACUGGCCUCCGAAUGGAAAAUAACGGAUCUAGAAAACUGCGACUGCCCCGAGAGAUUCCCACUCUCCAUUAAUUUCCUUGCGGACCGGGCAGUACCGUUCUGCAGGGUUGCGUCGGCUGCGGGCCGUGUCCUACCCGCUGGGAGGGCACCUGGGAGAGGCUGCAGAGGGCCGGCAGGCUUGUGCACCAUUCGGUUCAAAGACAGGCUGGUCCAUGGCUCGAAUUCUCUGUGUUCUGCGGAACAAUACCGAGCGGAAAACAAGCAGCAGAAGAGGCCGGUUUCCUUCUUCUGCCGUGGGCACGGUGCCGUCGCUGGGUGCAGGUCACGCUUCGUCUUAGGGAUCCGAGGUGGCCCCAGAGAAGUUGGGGUGAGAACAGCUGCAUCUUGAGCAGCUUCGUGUUCUACCCCCGGGUCCUGCAGGUCUCACCCCGUGAGCCGUGUUCUGCCACACGCUGCCUUCCUUUCAGCCCGGCCCUCAAGACCCCCCGCGAUUUAGCACCGACCUGCCUUUCAGCUUUAUUUCCCACCACGCCUCGUUUAUCGGCCUCGUGGGCUGCGGUGCAAAGACACGACUUUGCGCACUGAUCCUGGCCUGAGUUCUGCUUCGGCUGCUCAUUAGCUGUGUGACUCAACCGCAGCGGCACACCCUUGCUGGGCCUCGGUUUUCCCAUUCGUGGGCGUGAUGCCAUCUACCUCGUGGAGCUGCCGUGAAAAUUGCACUGGCCCAGGGUGCCGGGCUCCUCAGAUCUGUUCCUCAGUUGCCCUAGUGGACAUGACAGUCACAGUUUCUUUGAAAAUUGUAUAUUUUUUAUCUUAAAAGAAAUUUAUGUGUA